This is a messenger RNA of Symbiodinium sp. CCMP2456, 858 nucleotides long. Lineage: Eukaryota; Dinophyceae; Suessiales; Symbiodiniaceae. The record is from the annotation of a GenBank genome assembly.
AUGUGGACUGCGGUGUGGCGCGCCGCACGGGGCGUCCUGAGCGCCCUGGGCUUCACGGCCCUGGGUACAGGUCUCGGUGCUGGGCUGGGCGGCGUCCUCGGCCGCCUUCUGGGUGCGGUGUUCACAUUUGGCACCUCGCUUGUGGCAGCGCCGCUGCUUGGAGCUCUUCUUGGUGGGGCUUUUGGUUGCUUCCACUGCAUCAGGUACUAUGCGGGCUGUUUAGAGAGCCUUCUUCUGUACCAUCCACGCCGGUAUGUCGACAAGUCAUUUUUGGACAUUACCUGGGAUGUUGCAGACGUGCGGUAUACUUUGGAACCGCUGGACUACGAUCUUCCCGGCUCCGGCACGCAAACCGUUUACCUGCUGAAGCCCUCUGGACCUGUCGGACGUCUUUGGGUCUUCUUUGGGGGGAAUGCCAUGCUGGCUGCUGACUGGCUGGCCUUCUGUGACCACAUCUUCACCGCCGUGGAUGCUGGGAAGGGAGAGACCGAGGUUGCUUUCCUUCUGGUGGACUACCCUGGCUAUGGCCGCAACAAAGGUGAAACUUCCCCGGAGUCUGUGCUGAGGACCUCGGUGCUGGCUGUUGGAGCCGCGCUACGGCACCUUUCGACUGAGGAUGUCUCUGUGCACCUCCUCGGGCACUCCCUGGGGGCGGCUGCUGCUUCACAGUUGGCUGCUUCCUGGGAUGCCUCGCUGCUCCCUGCGGAGCUGAGACCGACACAAGAACCAGGAACUCUCUUGCUCUCUGCACCCUUCCUGGACAUCCCUGAGAUGGCAGCACAGCUGCUGCGUCUGGUGCUGCAGCGGCUACUGCCUGCUGGAUACUCGCUGUUGCUGGAGGUGGCACCAUUGCAAGAG